Molecule: messenger RNA, 1341 nt
Organism: Caenorhabditis briggsae
Lineage: Eukaryota; Metazoa; Nematoda; Chromadorea; Rhabditida; Rhabditidae
Exons: 8
Coding region: 1-1341 (446 amino acids)
Source: RefSeq, a predicted model, not a curated record
AUGUCUAAGUUAUGGGAAAAACUUCAAAAUUCAUUUGAAUCGAACAACCAGGUUUCAAUCGAUGAGUUUUCGGAAGAUUAUAUUGAAGAAUUUCCGAUCCUAGACUCUCCAGAAACUCCGGAUUCGAUCCAUCCACCAGGAUUGGAACUUAUUGAAAAUAUGAAAAUCAUAAAAGAUGUUCUCAAUUCUGACAAAGCCGAAAAAAAUUUGGCUUAUAAAGCUUUGAGGAGGUUCAGCAACGCUAAUGAUAGAUGCCAAGCAUCAGAAGAAGAGAACAAAAGGUUGAGGAAUAUUAUCAGUUCCUUGGUUCUGGAACUGAGAAAAACCAGAGUGGAAAAUGCAAAUUUGAAUAGAAUGAGAUUAUCGAAGUCCCAUGAUGCCGAAUUAUGGAAAACGCAAGCAGACUCCUGGAGAACGGAAGCAAAAAAUCUUCACGAAAUCAUGACGAAUAGAAUAAUGAAAAAAGACCAGAAGAUUCGAAAUUCCAGGAAGGAUCAAGGAUCUCAAAUCGAGCUCGAAAUGGUCCGUUUUCCUGAUCGCAGUGUACCAGAAACUGAAGAAACUGAGAAUUCUAAUUUCGAUUAUUCUGGAGAAGUUCUCGAACCCGUUUUGGAAAGUGAAGACUCCGAGAUUAAUGAGAUGAAUGUUCAAAGAAUGGGAAAUUCGCCAGAAUUCGAAAUUCCGGCUGGCUUUAUCGACGACCCGGAGAGAUUUCCAGAAUCGGAGACUUUGGAAAAGCUUGCUAAUUUGGUGCCAAAAAUUGAAAAUUCGAACACUUGGAAAACAAUUGAGAAUGGAAGAAUCGUCCAAGCCAAGGAUACCAUUUUCGAAAAGGCGAAAAAAUCGAGAGCGCCAAAAAAGAGAACGUCCAAAGCUCCAAUAGUGGAAGCUGCUCCACUCAUCGAAGAAUCGGAAUCGGAAUCUGAAGAUUCUCUUGAAGUUUUUGAAUUGUCCAAAAUUCCAAAAACUGCUAAGAACGCCAGGAAAGCCGCGAAGAAGUUGGCAAGACUCGAGAGGAUUCAAUUGAAAGAGGCGAAAGUUCCAGAAGUCCAAGAAGCACCGGCCGGCAAAAGGCAACUCGAAGUGAUGAAGAAUCUUGUCAAUACAAAAAACCAGGAAAUUCGAAAACUGCGACGAGAAAUUGAGAAAUCUCAAAUGAUCCAAUGCAUGGAUCUUUUGAGAAUCGAGUAUUGGCAAGAGCCGACACCGCUGACAAAUAUUUCAAGUUAUUGUGGAGCACAAUUUCAAGUUUGGCGAAACCAGAAGAUAUUGACUAGCCCGAUUGGACCAACAACAUUUGUCAAAUGUUUGGAGUUUUCAUUGUUUUUAUCAUUUUUCUAG